Messenger RNA from Silurus meridionalis, 2778 nucleotides. RefSeq names its product HHIP-like 1 (gene hhipl1). NCBI's taxonomy places the organism in Eukaryota, Metazoa, Chordata, Actinopteri, Siluriformes, Siluridae. Gene Ontology annotation, cellular component: membrane. The transcript has 9 exons. Bases 150 to 2543 code for a protein of 797 amino acids. The record is from RefSeq and is a predicted model, not a curated record.
UCAAAGUGCAGAGAGGAAAGAAAGCACAGUGCGCCUCUUACAUAACUCCUGCAUGCAUGUGUGUGUGUGUGUGUGUGUGUGUGUGUGUGUGUGUUUCUGUAAGUGUGUGUAUGUAAAGUAAAGCGAAGGCUGUGAUCAGAGGCAACACAAUGCGCAGUCUGAUUUUUCUGUAUUUGUGGAGAUUAUUAUUUCUCACACCUGUGCGCUCUCACCCGCAGUGUUUGGACUUUAAACCUCCGUUUCAGCCUCUGCGGGAGCUGCAGUUCUGCGUCAUGUACAAGAACUUCGGCUGCUGCGACUUCCACAGAGACCAAGAGCUCAUGAAGAAGUUUUACCGCAUCAUGGACAACUUUGAUUAUUACGGCUAUGCGAAUUGCGCCGGGUACGUGCAAGACCUCCUCUGUCAGGAAUGCUCACCAUACGCUGCUCAUCUUUUUGAUGCCGAAGAUCCCAGUACACCCCUUAGAUCUAUUCCAGGACUUUGUCCAGACUACUGCUCUAUGUUUUACUCUAAAUGCCAAUCCACCAUCCCUUUGCUCUCAGACGACCCACAACUUUCACAACUAGAACACGACCGCAACAGACUUUGUCGGUAUCUGGAGCUGGACGAUCCAGAUUACUGCUUCCCUCAUGUCCUGAGCAACGAGGUUUUGAACAAAAACUUGGGCCGUGUCACGUCAGAUACAGAUGGCUGCCUCCAGCUGUGCUUAGAGGAAGUAGCUAACGGACUUAGGAACCCAUUAGCUAUGGUGCACGCCAAUGACGGUACCCACAGGUUCUUUAUCGCAGAGCAAGUCGGCCUCGUUUGGGUGUAUCUCCCGAACAAGUCAAAGUUGGAGACGCCAUUUCUGAACAUUACAAAGAGCGUAUUGACAUCUCCAUGGGAAGGCGAUGAACGAGGAUUCCUGGGUCUCGCUUUCCAUCCCAGGUUUAAGUACAAUGGAAAGCUGUACGUCUACUAUUCUGUAGAGGUGGGCUUUGAUGAGAGGAUCCGAAUCAGCGAGUUUCGGAUCUCUGCUGCAGACAUGAACGUUGUUGACCAUAAUUCUGAAAGAGUUAUAUUAGAGAUCGAUGAACCUGCCUCGAAUCACAACGGAGGUCAGCUGCUCUUCGCUGAUGACGGCUAUUUGUAUAUCUUCACUGGCGACGGAGGCAUGGCAGGCGACCCUUUCGGGACAUUUGGGAAUUCUCAGAACAAGUCUGCUCUGUUGGGUAAGGUCCUCCGCAUCGAUGUGGACGAUAACGAGAAGGGGCCUCUGUACAAAAUCCCCCCUGACAACCCUUUUGUGUACGAGCACGACGCUCGGCCUGAGGUGUUUGCCUACGGUGUGAGGAACAUGUGGAGGUGCUCUGUGGACAGAGGCGACUCUUUCACCAAGGAGGGCAAAGGUCGUAUCUUCUGUGGAGAUGUGGGCCAGAAUAAAUACGAGGAGAUAGAUCUGGUGGAGAAAGGCAGGAACUAUGGCUGGAGAGCAAAAGAAGGCUUCUCUUGUUAUGACAAGAAACUUUGUGCCAACAGCUCUUUAGGAGACGUUCUUCCGAUUUAUGCGUAUCCUCAUAGGAUGGGGAAAUCUGUAACGGGUGGAUAUGUCUACCGAGGCUGUGAAUACCCCAAUUUAAAUGGAAUGUACAUUUUCGGAGACUUUAUGAGUGGCCGCUUGAUGAGUCUAAAAGAGAACCGUAACACACACCGAUGGGACUACAGUGAGAUCUGCAUGGGCCUUGGAAGGACCUGUGCGUUUCCGGGCCUCAUUAACAAUUACUACCAGUAUGUCAUUUCGUUCGGUGAAGAUGAAGCAGGUGAACUUUACUUCUUGUCUACUGAAGUCCCAAGUGCAACGUCACCCACUGGGGUUGUGUAUAAAAUCGUAGAUCCGUCACGACGUGCUCCACCUGGAAAAUGUCAUUACACCCCCCUUCCAGUGCAAGUCAAGAGCAAGCUUAUAACCUUCGAGCCAAAAGAAACAUUAAUUGGCGUUGAAACACCAACAAAGCAAGCACCACUCGCCAAACCAACAGAAUCUCCGCAUGAAACGACGAAAGAUUGGAUUCAGGAGUUGUUGGACAUCCUAAGACUGGAGGAGGAGAAUGUCUUUGAGCAGACCACACCAUUUCUGACUACACCUGCCACCACCACCACUAUGGCCACUCGUAAACAUUCCCGUAAAGGCAGAAGGAAAAAGGUUAAGAAGCCUGAAAAUGGUGCUGUGAGACUGAUGGGAGAUGAACAAAGCCGGAAAGAUCGUGGCAGAGUGGAAAUCUACGCCAACGGGGAAUGGGGGACCGUCUGUGAUGACCUCUGGAGUAGCCAAAAUGCCGCAGUGGUGUGUAGACAGCUAGGAUUCGGCUACGUCCUCAAAGCAUCCAAAAAUGCCGAGUUUGGGGAAGGAAAACAUUUGAGAAUCCUUCUGGAUGACGUGCAGUGCGAGGGAACCGAGGACACGCUUCUGAACUGCCAGCAUUCUGGAGUAGGCAAACAUAACUGCGGUCAUCAUGAGGACGCUGGUGUCAUAUGCAGCAACUCAGAACAAGUUGAAUAUUAGCAUUCAGGAAGGCCUCUGUGUGUAAUACAGAUGGAGAAAAAGAGACAUGAACCAUGAAAAACGUAGCACUUAGGUCUACCUCAUCAACAGAAAUUAAGAGAAAUAUCACCAUAAUUAAUAUCACCACAUCGGCAUUAAUGAAUGUGUGACUUGGUUGGAUCAUGUUUAAUGAAGAAUUUUUGUGAACAUGUGGGUUUUGUAUUGUAUUUAAAAAUAAAGUAAUUAUAUGAAUUAA